CGGAAAGACCGCAGAGGUGGGCGAAUAAUGAAACAAAAACGUCAAAGAGAGGAACAGGAUUCCAGGAAUGGGGAGGCUUCUUCUACAGAGCUGCGAGCUCCCACCCUUUGGACAAGUCCACUGGUGGUUAAACAUAACAAGAAGAACAGUCCAGCCCUGUCCCUGACGGCAGAACAGAUGGUCAGUGCCCUGCUGGAAGCUGAACCACCCAUAGUUUAUUCUGAAUAUGACCCAAAUAGACCAUUCAACGAAGCCUCUAUGAUGACCUUGUUGACCAACCUUGCAGACAGAGAAUUAGUGCACAUGAUCAACUGGGCAAAGAGAGUUCCAGGAUUUGUGGAUUUAACACUCCAUGAUCAGGUCCAUCUACUGGAAUGUGCCUGGUUAGAGAUACUGAUGAUUGGCUUAGUCUGGCGCUCCAUGGAACACCCAGGAAAGCUUUUAUUUGCACCUAACCUAUUACUGGACAGGAAUCAAGGGAAAUGUGUAGAGGGCAUGGUGGAAAUCUUUGACAUGCUGCUGGCUACGGCUGCUCGGUUUCGCAUGAUGAACCUUCAAGGGGAGGAAUUUGUGUGCCUUAAGUCCAUCAUCCUGCUCAAUUCUGGUGUGUACACUUUUCUUUCCAGCACCUUGAAAUCUCUGGAAGAGAGAGACUAUAUUCACCGUGUUCUGGACAAAAUCACAGACACUCUGAUACACUUAAUGGCUAAGUCGGGUCUUUCUCUGCAGCAGCAACACAGACGAUUGGCUCAGCUCCUCCUCAUCCUCUCUCACAUCAGACACAUGAGCAACAAAGGAAUGGAGCACCUGUACAACAUGAAGUGUAAAAACGUAGUUCCACUCUAUGAUCUCUUGCUGGAGAUGCUGGACGCUCAUCGACUGCAUGCCCCGGCAGCCAGGAGUGCUGCACCGAUGGAAGAGGAGAACCGGAGCCAGCUGACAACUGCAUCAGCUUCAUCUCAUUCCUUGCAGUCUUUUUAUAUAAACAGCAAAGAAGAGGAGAAUAUGCAGAAUACGAUAUAAACAGAAGUCAGCAAGAAUAAUGGAAUGAGAAACCCAGCAGCGUACUACCUAGCUCCUGCUUCACUUCGUCUAUAGUGCCACCUAUGUAAACACUCCAAUGACAACAGUC
Molecule: messenger RNA, 1132 nt
Organism: Phaethon lepturus (White-tailed tropicbird)
Lineage: Eukaryota; Metazoa; Chordata; Aves; Phaethontiformes; Phaethontidae
Gene: ESR1
Product: estrogen receptor 1
Exons: 5
Coding region: 28-1023 (331 amino acids)
Source: RefSeq, a predicted model, not a curated record